GAACGAGUGGUGGGGUUUGGCGGGGUGGUGUAUGCAAGGGUCUUCUUGGACAGCCUUGUUUCAUGCUGGCAGUGGUGAUGGACACCAAUGCCAUUACUCACGGUGCAGGCAUGUCCAGAAUGUAUUCUUAGCCCCCGUCUUCCUAUCCGUCACUGGAGAAGGGUUGCAGGGUCAAAAAAUAAAGAGGUAACCAGUCUGCAGGGCUGUCUGCACCACCGCUGUUUACCGGGGAGGCUGUGAUAUUUUAAACCAGAGAGAGCCCACAUAUUUACCCCCAGGAGCUUGACCGACCUUGUCAUUUGGUGGGGCAAAGAAUCUGGAGACCACUGAUAGAGAGGAAAGAAAGAGGAGACGCUUACCUUUUAGUUCUCCUAGCUUGAGCUUUCAGAAGAGUCCUAGAGACACGAAGAGAAGGGGAAGAGAUUAUUUGGAUUGCCCCUGAGCACAGGACUGGGAAGAGACGGUCGAAGCCUGAGCAGUGCAGGAAGCUUGACGAUACAGCGGUAGGAGAACGAGCAAGGCACCUCCAGGGAGGGGAGAGGGAGCCAGGCUGAGUUGACCUCCACUCCAGAGGAGGAGCGGCAGUAGCCAGCCAGGGCUGGUCCCAAGGCUGGCAGGGCUGGCCCCAAUGCUUCUCCCCCUCCAUCCUCACCACCUCCUCCGGACCUCCUCCUACUCCUCGCUCUAGCCCCAGACAAAAACUACAACGCAUAGAAAGAAUCCCUUGCUAAGCUCAUGACACCGUCCGUGGAACUCUGCGUUCAUCAAGAAACAAGAGAACUCAAGAGAGGAAACUGAAGAAAAGCAUCACUGCAACACUCCCUUCGACUGAGGCUCCCUUCGAUCACCUGUUCUGUUUGCAUUCACUGGCUGAGUGUACCUGGGGGCAGUUUAUUUGUAAAUUUUUCUCUUUAUUUAUUGUUGCCUUGAACCGGAAAGCUGGCUUCCUACGCGGCAACCCUGUGCAAGGACCAUUUGCACUCACCCAAGAUGAGCCGCUGGUUACAACAAUGCACUUCCAUGCACUUUAACACAGAUUGGAAUAAGUAUGACGACCGGCUGAUGAAGGCGGUGGAACGGGGGGAAGUGGAUAAGGUGGUCGCUGUCCUGAGCAAGAAGGGCAUCACUCCCACAAAGUUGGAUGUAGAAGGACGCUCUGCGUUCCAUUUAGCCGCUACACGAGGACACCUGGACUGCCUUAACCAAAUCCUUGGACACAAUGUGGACAUCACCGCAACCGAUGCCACUGGUAAAAAUGCACUUCACCUGGCCUCAAGAAAUGGACAUUCUCUCUGUGUCCAGAAGCUCUUACAGCACAACUGCCCGGUCGGUAAUGUCGAUCUUCAGGGGCGAACAGCACUGCACGAUGCCGUCAUGGCUGGCUGCACAUCCAGUGUCAAACUCCUCUCUGACAUCGGGGCUUCAGUGAACGCCAGUGACUUCGAUGGGAGGACGCCGCUGGUGCUGGCCACCCAGAUGUGCCACCCACACAUCUGUAAGCUACUGCUGGAGAGGGGAGCUGAUAUCACCCUCCGGGACAAGCAGAACAAGACAGCGCUGAUCCUGGGCUGUGAGUACGGCUGUAAGGACGCCGUGGAGGUCCUGCUGCGGGGGGGGGCGGACGUGACGGCGGUGGACGGCCUGGGUCACGACCCCUACCACUAUGCCCGCCUCAACAAGAACCAGGAGCUCCUCGCCAUCGUCAAGACCCACCUGGACAACGCCAACAGAGUGAAAGAAGCUGUCAAGUUGGAACAAAGAAAGCGUCAGCAGUCGCUGCGUAAGGCAGAGGAGAAGCCAGAGGUGUCUGAUUCCAAAAGAGACCAGAAGAUUCAUGACUUGGAGAAACAGAAUGAGAACCAACAGGAGAGUUUGCGGAAGUUCCAGCAGGAGCAGAGGACUCUUUUGGAGCAGGUCAACAUGUUGCAGCAACAGUUAACUCAGGAAAAAAUCCCUGUUGAAGAUGUAAACAAAGAGAGGGAACAGCUGAAGAGGCUUGGGAGUGUCAAGGACAGAGAGGAGGGGCCUCGGCCCCAAGAAACGGUCAAGGUCCAGCUGAAGAACACCGUGGGGGACUAUUCCGGACAGUCGGUGAUAAAGGGAAAGGAGAACAUUUUGUCCAGGCAAUCUCACAGCUUUGAUUCUUCUCAGAUGCUCCAGAACACCGGGGCCUCGCACUUCGGCCCCAGAGCCGCGGGGUCCGGUCCACACGCAGCGGGAUGGGACCCCGCGGGCGACACGGACACGCUCCGGCGGGAACUGGACACUGUGAGGAAACGGCUGCAUGUGGCCGAGGAGGACCGGGCCCGCUUGCAGUCGACGCUGAACCGCAAGAAUCAGGAGUGCCAGGACGUGGCGGCCAGCCGCGAGGCGCUGCGGAAGCAGGCGGACCGGCAGGUCCAGGAGCUGGAGGACGCCCUGGGCGACGUGCAGAAGAGGAUGGUGGACUCGGAGUGCAAGGUCAAGCAACUGCAGGCCCACGUGGUGGCGGUCAAGGAGCACCUCGGAGGCCAGGCGGCCGACGAGCUCCGUGGCCAGCUGCAGGAGGUCAAGGCCAAGUACGAGGGGGCCUCGGCCGAGGUGGGCCGCGUCCGCAACCGCCUCAAGCAGAGCGAGAAGGCCCUGGAGGAGUACAAGAGCAGCGAGGGCCGGCUCGCCACCGAGGCGGAGCGGCUGGGCCGGGAGCUGGACGCGCUGCGCGGCGAGCGGGACGCGCUGGCUGGCGCGCUGCAGGCGACGCAGGGCCAGCUGCAGGAGGCCAAGGCCAAGCCCGGCAACGUGGUGCCGGCCGAGAAGUUUGACAACAUGAAGAACCUGCUGACCAACGCGGUGGACGAGAAGGAGCGGCAGCUGGCGGAGCUGAGGGAGGACUACGACCGGGUGCUGGAGGAGGUGGCUGAGCUCCACCGGGCGGCGGACAGCCAGCUGCCGCAGGCGGGGAAGGCCACGAUGCCAUCGGAGGAGCACCAGCGCAUCAGGGCCGCGCUGGACGACCAGAACGCAUCGCUGAAGAGGAGGCUCGCCGACGUGACCGCCAAGAGCCAGGAGCUCAUCCGAGAGGUGGAGGAGAGCGAGGAGGAGCGGGAGAUCCUGCGGGAGCAGCUGGACGAGCUCAACGGCAGGAUGGAGGCUGAGUUCGUGCCCCUAGGGGAGCACGAGGAAGCCAAGUUGAACAUGGUGAAGGCCAUGGAAGAACUUGAAGACAAGAUUGUGGAAGCCAGUGAGCGCUUUGGCAAAGCAGAGGCACAGGUGCAGCAGCUCGACAGCGACCGGGCGUCCCUACGCCAGAUCGUCACCGGUCUGAAAGCUUCCAGUGAGAAGCAGCAAAGCGAAAUGGAGGCCGUUCUGUCUCAAAAGGCUGAGAUGGCGGGGCGGCUGGAGCUUUUGCAGAAGAAGUGCGAGGAGCGAGAGGGAGAGUUGGCCCGCCUGACGGAGCAGAGCGGGUCUCUGGAGCAGAGGCUGGACAGGGACUACGUACCCAGAGAGCGGCACGAGCAGGUGAAUAGGGAGCUCAGCGUGGAACUGGAGGCCGCUGUAGCCCAGAUAUCCAAACUGGAAGCCAAGGAAAAAGAAAGUGGUGAAGAGUUGAGGAAUGUGAAAGACGGAAGCAACAUGUUGAAAGAAAAGCUGGAGAAAGUUCUCUGUGAGAUGGAAAAGGAUUACGUGAGCCUGAAGGAGCAUGACAGCAUCAAGGUCAAGUUGAGCAACAAGGUGAGUGAGGCAGAGAGCAAUGCAAAGGGAAUGUCUGAAAUGUAUGCGUCAUCCCAAGAGGAAACGAGAAAGCUGAAUGAGGAACUUGAGGCCCAGAAGAAAGAGCUUGACACCAUCCAUGAGGCGAUCGCAUCCAAGUUUGUCCCCAGGACGGCCGUGAAGGAGGAAGAAAACUCCCAUAAGGCUAAGGUUCAAGACCUGACUGAGAAGCUAUUGCAAAUGGAGGAGAAUUACAAUACAGAGAAAUCGGCAGGAGAACGCCUAAGGCGGGAGAUGGAGGACCUACGUCGAGAGGUCGGUUCAUUGCAGGAGAGACUUGAAAAUGCUUGCAAAAUGAGCAAGGAAGCGGAAGGGCAGUUCAAGGGCAGGUUGGAGGAGGCCACGCUGAAGUCAUUGGAUGCAGUGCGCGAGUACAGGGAAGAGGCCACCAUAAGGGCCAAACUGGAGGAGCAGAAUGCACUGAACCACGCCAAGAUCCACAGCCUCGAGGCGCGCCUCCAGGCGGAGUCGGCCCGUGUCCAGGGCUACGACCAGGCGGCCGUCCUCGCGCAACACGGCCAGGAGAAAAAGGCCUCGGAGGCGGAGGUGGCGGAGCUCCGCGGGCGCCUCCGCGAGGAGCAGGAGAAGGCUGAGGACGUGGCGGCGCUGCGGUCGGAGCUCCUCCGGGCCACCCACGCCCUGGAGGAGCUCCGGGGCAGCGAAGAGCAGGCGAGCCGGCUGAAGGCGGAGAACCGGCGGCUGGAGGGGGCUGCGGGCGAGCUGGGCGACCGGCUCCUGGGGGAGACGGAGCGGUGUGACGGGCUCCAGCGCGACACCGUCCAGGCCCGCGAGGCGGAGGAGCGGGCGAGGACGGAGGUGAGGAGCAUGCUGGAGAAGGGCCAGGCCACCGACCGCGAGACGAGGGAGCUGAAGGAGAGGUACGACGAGUCCAUCGGCACCAUCGGAGACCUCCAGAGGAGGAUCCAGCUGUCGGCAGAGCAGAUCCAAGUCAAAGAGAAGAAGAUCGUGGAGCUGAUGACAGAUGUGGAGCAGCUGAAGCAGGCUGUGAACGGUCUGUCUCAGCUGGCGUACGCCGGCAGUGCGCCCAACAAAAGACAGACGCAGCACAUUGACACACUCCAAGGCCAACUCAAGAGCCUGCAGCAGCAGCUGGCUGACGCUGAGAGGCAACACAGGGAAGUGGUGUCCAUCUACCGAACUCACCUCCUCAGUGCCGCACAAGGCCACAUGGAUGAGGAUGUCCAGGCCGCCCUGCUCCAGAUAAUCCGCAUGAGGCAGGAGUUUGUCUGCUGAAGGGAGCUGCCCACAGUGUGUGUGUGUGUGUGUGUGUGUGUGUGUGUGUGUGUGUGUGUGUGUGUGUGUGUGUGUGUGUGUGUGUGUGUGUGUGUGUGUGUGUGUGUGUGUGUGUGUGUGUGUGUGUGUGUGUGUGUGUCAGUCAACCGGCCACUCUGUAAUUGCCUACACAUGUACACAGGUUGUACAUUGGCUGGGAAGUCCAUCGGAGACGUGUAUGUAGAGCACUUGAAAACCUUAUUGUGUGAGGAUCUGUCUGUGAAUUACGACUCUUUUUGAAGCGAUGCAUUUUCAGUGAUUAGGGCCUUUUAUCUCUCAAGGGGCUGUACCUGCUGCCUAUGCUACUAUUGUCUACUUCUACUAAUGAAUGGUGUAAAGCACUGCUUGGACUUGGGGGAUUCUGGGAAACCAUUUCUGUGUUCUGGUUGUGAACUCUUGAACCACCCAGCUGAAGGGUAAGCUGAGAAGCCCAGAUUGUAUUCUGAUUCUGAUUCACUGGACCAUGUACACUGUGUCUACUGGUCGGAUCAUUUAGGUCCCAGCACCUCUGUUUCCUACACUCACCUCUACUAGUAGUACUAGUAGAGAGAUACACAAAACAUUUUCCGGUGGUGAAAAAAACGCAUUUGAGGUGAAAAAAAAACAUAUAUAUAUAUAUAUAUAUAUAUAUAUAUUCAUAUCCCAUAAUUAAGUCUUCCGUAAGAAAGUUGGCCAAGUAGGACAGCAUUUGUUGGUGUAUGAAUGAGUGAGACCGUUUCAAGGUAUUUAUUUUUUGAUACAGUGAUUCGUAGAUGGGUUUUAGGUUAGCUAUUCAAGAGUAACCAAACAAUGAGAUCAAAUGAAAUACGACCUCAGGGAUAGAAACGGCAAUUGCAACAAGCUGUUGUUUCACCAGUGAUGAUACUAAUUGGCUCUAAUGAGUGAAAACUGAUGCCUCUUGCAUUCUAUAUUUAGUCUGCAUGGCAUGUGACAUGGCACUAACUGUCGACAGGGCAUCCUCGCUUCGGCUCCUGUCCCUUCGGUUGGAUUUGUAGCGUUUGGUUUCACGAUUUGAUUGAAAUCAUGGACACGAGUCCUGGUGUCGCUGAAUGGGUAACUGAGAAGCCGCUUCUUGCUGAGUUGUGAAGAGCAGAUCCCAUUUGCUGUGUGCUACAGUUUGCUGUGGUGCAUCCUCCUUCUAGCUGAAACAAGAGUGCCCUCUAGUGCUAGGACUUGGCAGGCCAAGUCAAUAGGAAAUUAAUAAAAGUGGCUCGGGGUUGGGCAACAGUUAUUUUAAAAGAAACAUUUGCAUGUUUGGUCGUAACAUGAAGAUUAUUUGACCAUUGGAUUUUAGAAUCCAAAGCUUUUAAAAGUCAUACCCAUAAAAGGGGUAGUUGGGAUAUACUAUAUUAUUGUAAAAAUAUAGUAAAAGCUUAUCUUCAAUGCUGUUAACAGCAUUGCAAAAUCGUAAUGAAAAUCCCCCACUUUACUUCUCAAUCGUUGAAGUGUAAAUCUGUGUUCACCUUUAUCCAACCCAAGAAAUGAAUUCCCUUGUUUUUUUUUAAACAAAUGUUAUUCAACCCUGAGCCAGCUCUCGUGACUUGUCAUGAUUUGUUUUCGUGGUGUUAUGAUUGUUGAGCUAGUCUCUUUACACUGAUAUAUAUUUUUCAUAGCUUUGUACUACUUUGAUUACUCUACACUAUGUGAUGAUAUAGAUGAUAUUCAGCUGGUCUGGAGUAGAAUGGCAUACACUCUGAGGAUAACCUUUUACUUUAAGAAGCUAUUUGAUGAGUUAAAUGAAAUGGGUUUCUUUUUUCUGUGGAUGGCUACCAUUUUAUGUUUGCCAAAGUCAAGCACUCCAACGUCUUCUUCUCAAGGCUGACAUGCUCUGUAAACUCCAAUUAAUCAAUAGUUGGUCUUAUACCUUUUUAGCAACAACAAAAAAAUCUAUAACGUACAAAAAUAUUUAAAGGUUAAUGGUACUUCCAAAUCUAUAUUUUAUUUGUUUAAAAGUUGUUGGUGGUCUCAAGUUGUAUCUGUCCUUUACUAAAACAACAAUGUGUCCAGUUAAUACAAUAUUAGCCAAAUCUGUCAUUUUCUUUUCUUUGAAAAAAAUACCCUUUGUGUUUUUGAAAUAGUGAUGCAAGAUCAAUUAAAGUGCCUAACAUAGAAAACAAA
This is a messenger RNA of Gadus macrocephalus (Pacific cod), 7161 nucleotides long. RefSeq names its product uveal autoantigen with coiled-coil domains and ankyrin repeats b (gene uacab). Gene Ontology annotation, molecular function: actin binding. The coding region runs from base 991 to 5004 and encodes 1337 amino acids. The transcript has 19 exons. The record is from RefSeq and is a predicted model, not a curated record. Lineage: Eukaryota; Metazoa; Chordata; Actinopteri; Gadiformes; Gadidae.